AUGGAUUUUCUUUUUAGACCACCAGUUUUUAAAGGGAAUCUAAAUGAGUAUCCACCAAUAUUUGUAGAUGAAGCUAAUCAAGAUAAACCUGAUCAAACUUUCAUUGUUCAAAAAAUUAAAGAAAAAUUAAAAAAUAUUGAACAGUUUUAUCCAUCAUUACCUCAAAUAUACCACAAUCUUAAAGUAAUGAUCAGAGAUGAAUUCGAAAAAUCCAUCAAAAGCACAAACAGAUUCCAAAUGGUGCCAUUAUCUGGCGAUGAAAAAUUUUACCAAGAAUAUACAUCAGAUAUACCAUUAGAUAAAAUGCCUCCACAGCAGCUAUUCAAUUUUCUCGAUCAACACUUUGAAAAAAUGACAGUUGAACAAUAUCCAAUUUUAUUGAAUUUCGGAUUGUCUCCAAGCACACAUACAUUAUCAAAACUAGCAAUAAUAUCGAAAUUAAUAGCUACACAAACGAAUUUCCCUCUCAAUCAAAAAAUACAAAAAGGAAAUUUUCAAAAAGAUGCAAAUCAGAACGAAGAAGCAUCAGAUCAGAACCAGUUAGUUACAGAAUAUAAACAAAUAAGUGAUCAUCCACUCGAAAAAUGGAAAGACAGCAAAGAAAUUUCAUAUUUAAUAGGAAAAACAAAAAACAAUACAAUUUACAUUGAAUCAUUAGAAGGCUUAUACAUUAUACUUCAAAAUACUGUUGGUAGAUACAUUUUCGAUAUUAAUUCCAAGAAAUAUUAUUUUAAUAACGAAGCAAAACCAAUAAGUGAUAUCUAUCAAUAUGAUCUUGUUGAUACAUCAAUAAUCGAUGGUCAUCUCGUGUUUAUUGGUUUAAAUAAUUAUGAAAUUGUUAUAACUCGGUUUAAUGACGAUCAACUACCAAAUGACGAUAAUGAAUGUGAAGAAUAUAAUAUUGGAGAAACAAUUUCGAUGUCAGAAUCAUCUAUUCGCAUAAUUGAAGAUAAAUUAUAUUUAUAUACUACAGAACAUGAAAUUGUUAUCUAUAAUUUAAAUGAUAUGAACAUUAUUGAAGAAGAACCACGUUAUUAUUUGUUUUCUCACGUCAAUUUCUCAAAUGACGAAAUAUUCCAAAUUAAUUUCAACAAAAACGAAUUAUUUAUUGAUACAAGAAAACUUAUAAUGUCUGAAAAGUAUCUUACAAUGAUUCGUCCCAGUUUUGCAAUCAGUUCAUAUGAAACUGUUUCAUUAAUUAUUGAUGACAUUUUGCAAGAAAUGAUGAAAACUUUUUGUGUGAUAAUAAAAGGCGAAAAUUGUUCGAAUAACUAUGCAGAGAAUCCAGAACAGCAUGUAGAUUACGCAUUACAAGUUAUCAAAGACUUAGAAGAUAAAGAAAUUCCAAGGGAUUUAAUGAAUUUCUUAAAUGUUUUUCUGACAAGAUUUUUUGUAUUAAACUGCCGCCAAAUUUAUUCAAUCAAUAAAAUGGUCAAUGACAGGGACCAACAAAAGAUCACCGCAUUUUUCGGAAGGAUUGUUCCUAACAAGCUUUUGCUAGAGACUUAUGAUAUAUUAAUAAGAACUGUUAAAUAUGGAAUGUAUUGGCCAUUUCUCGUUGAAAAUAUUAAUUAUGAUUAUUUGAAAUACAACGCAAAAGUUGAUUUGUUUAAAUUGCCGCAAAGUAUAUUUUUGUAUUAUGAUAUUUCCAUUAUGAAUUGUAUAGGAGAUGAAGAACAAUGUACUAAAUUCAUUUUGCAAAGGAUAAAUGAUAUGUACCAAUUAGUACAAUUAACAAGAAACAUAAAUAUUAAUCAAAAUGUUUCUUUUUAUGACAAAGAAUUUACUUCUUUUAUUAAUUUCGCUUUCGAUUAUCUCAAGACAUUGAAUCUUGAUAACAAAGAGACAAAAGCAACUGUUAUUUUGGAACAGUUAUUUGCUGUUUUAUCUGUUAUUCCAAUGAGUUGUUCAUUGGCUGAAUGCGUUUUGGAAAAUUUGAAAGAAAUUUCGGAAGAAAAAUCAAAUAUCGCAUACAAAAUUUCACUUUUUGAUAAAUCUUUCAAAAAUUUCAUGAAGUAUUUAAUGAACUUCGCAACAAGGAAUGAUAACAAUACUAAUGAUUUCCCAUGUAUUUCUAUGAAUACUACAAUCCUUGCUCCUGAAAAUAUAUUCGGAGAUAUUGAAACAGUUUUGGAAACCCCUUUCGAAAAAAUCACUGUAA
This is a messenger RNA of Trichomonas vaginalis G3, 2161 nucleotides long. Its product is annotated as ubiquitin protein ligase protein. NCBI's taxonomy places the organism in Eukaryota, Parabasalia, Trichomonadida, Trichomonadidae. The annotation marks the transcript as partial. The transcript has a single exon. The record is from RefSeq and is a predicted model, not a curated record.